Molecule: messenger RNA, 4211 nt
Organism: Poecilia latipinna (sailfin molly)
Lineage: Eukaryota; Metazoa; Chordata; Actinopteri; Cyprinodontiformes; Poeciliidae
Product: G-protein coupled receptor family C group 6 member A-like
Exons: 5
Coding region: 1-2304 (767 amino acids)
Biological process (GO): G protein-coupled receptor signaling pathway
Cellular component (GO): plasma membrane
Molecular function (GO): G protein-coupled receptor activity
Source: RefSeq, a predicted model, not a curated record
AUGAUCUACUCUAUCCAAGAAAUAAACCAACGAACGCCGAGACUGCUGCCCAACCUCACCCUUGGAUAUGACAUUUAUGAUACUUGUGGAGAUGUCAGCCUCGCCAUCAGAGCAACUUUGCAGCUGCUGAAGGACCAAUCAGAUCCUCAGAGGUGUCUCAUACCUGCAUCCAUCAAUUCCUCCUUGCCCGAACCUGAGACGAAGGUGGUUAUUGGAGAGGCAUUCUCUGAGGUAUCCGUAGCAGUUGCAAGGGUACUUGCUCUACCAUCAGUCACACAGAUUAGCUAUGCUUCAACCAGUGAGCAGCUCAGUUUAAAAUAUAAGUUCCCCACCUUCCUGCGGACUGUUUCCAGUGACAAACAUCAGACGAAAGCCAUUUAUGAGCUGGUGAAGAAUUUUUCAUGGCAAUCAGUGGCCAUUGUGGGAAGCAUUGAUGGAUAUGGGAAGUAUGGAACCGAUAGUCUCAUGCAGCUCUUCAGGGACAAUAAUAUCUGUGUUGACUUUGUGGAGAUUCUCCCUGAUACCUUUGACAAAAACUGUUCAACGGCAAGACAUCUGUUGGAAAAAAUAGAAAAUUCUACCGCUGAGGCCAUCAUCAUGUUCACCAAAGAGAUCAAUGUUUGUAUCAUCCUUGAAGCAGUUAUUGAAAAAAAUCUCAACAGAACCUGGAUAGCAAGUGACACCUGGUCCACUUCUUCUACAAUCUCUGAGAUGAAAGGAAUCAAAAGCAUUGGUCCAGUUUUUGGUUUUAUUUUUAGACAGAAGGAGGUGCCGGGCUUUAAAGAUUACGUCACCUCAAUGUUUAAUGGAACUACAAACAACAUUUUGAGUUAUUAUCAAGUUUUCACAAACAGCUCCAAAGAUGACAUGAAAUGUAACUGCAAGAAUAAGGCAUCCGACCCAAGCUGUUUGUACUGCCACAUUGACCAUGAUGAAUCCUACAACAUCUACAUGGCUGUCCAGGUCAUUGCUGAGGGCCUCAGAAUCCUACUAAAAUGUAACAAUCAAAGCUGCGAACGGACCAAGUUUACUGCUGUUGAGCUUUUUCAUGUAAUCAGGAAUAUCAACAUCACUGUGAAUGACACAAAUAUCUACUUCGAUGAAAACGGAGAUCCCAGUUUGGGAUACGACAUAUUGUUUUGGAACACAUCUAAGUCCAAAGAAGGCGUUGAGAAAAUAAAAAUCGGAGAAUACUGGCCAAAUAAAAACAUUUCAUUUAACAAAGAUGUGUCCCAAUGGAGAACCACUGGAAAUGUCUCUGUUUUUAACUGCUCCAGAACAUGUCAACCAGGACAAAGAAUGGAAUUACUAAAAGAAAAAUGCUGCUAUGGAUGUGUCGACUGUUCAUCUCAAGAGUAUUCAAAUGGAAAUGAUACUUUUUGCAGACAAUGUGAAAAGUACCAGUUCUCACCAGCAGACCAUAGAAAUACUUGUGUGAAUAAAACUGAUGAGUUUCUCAAGUGGUCAGACCCCUUCUCCAUCAUUCUGAUCACGACAGCUGCUAUUGCAAUAAUUGCUACUGCAGUGAUUGCUAUCGUCAUUGGCCUCAACUGUGGGACUCCCAUUGUUAAGGCAAUUGGAGGCUGCCUGUGUUAUGUGGAGAUGGCCUCCUUGCUCCUCGGCUUUUGCACAACCUUCACCUUUAUAGGAAAACCCACACCAAAUUCCUGUGUAGGCAUUCCUGUCUUUGGUAUAAGUUUCUCCCUCUGUAUCUCCUGCAUUCUGGCCAACUUAAUUCAGAUCCUGUUAGGUUUUAGCUUUGACCCAAGGGUUGGCUCUAAGAUUAAGAAACUUAAUCAUCCAGUUGCUGUGGUUGUCAUCAUCUCUGGUGUACAGUUGGGUGUAUCCUUGGCUUGGUUAAUUGUUCUCCCACGUCUUCCUUCAGUGGAACAGAAAGAGUCCACAAUAUUGUACCAAUGUAACAUGUGCGAAGAGUCCAAAAAGUUCUUUGCUGCCACAAUAGUCUACAACUCUUUCUGGGGCCUUGUGUGUUUUGUCUUUGCAUUCAAAGGUAGACAGCUACCCGACAUUUACAAAAAUGCCUCAUUGAUCACAGUGAGCAUGGUGCUGUUUUUAAUCAUAUGGAUUGUUUUCCUUCCAAUUUAUCUCACUUUGGAUGGAAAGUACAAACCGGCUAUAAGCAGUGCAGCCAUUCUGAUCUCUUGCAUCAGCAUCCUUGGCUGUCACUUGGCCCCCAAGUGUUACAUUAUGUUGUUCAGGAAAGAGAUUAAUAAUCAGAAUGCUAUCAGUGAAUAUAUUAGGAAACAUUAUGAGAGGAAGGACUUGUCCGUGAUAUCGUCAUGAUUAUCCAUUCUUUUGAAAUUUGGUCUUGUCUUUGUUAUAGAUGAAUUGCAAAAUAAUAUAUUUGAAUCCAAACAUGCACUGUAUGUAAAGACAAAGUCAAACUUUUCUUCUCAUUGUUUGACAUUAAAGCAGACCAAAAGUUAGGCAAGCUAAGUAGAGAACUUUACUAAAUAUCUAAAGUGAAAGACGGAAGGAGGUACUCUAUCAAUAUGGACUAAAAUGCCAUUCAAAGAGUAAAAAUCUGACAAAAGUGACAGAAGUUUAGUCUGACAUAACAGACAGUGAGAAACAAAGGUGACAUCUUUUGGGACAGGAAAUUUUCAUGAACGCUAUUGUACUGUUAAAAUAAUCAAUUGGAAAAAAAAAAGGUCCUUCUCUUACCCCUAUUGAAAUUUGGCAGUUGCCUUUGGUAAAAUUUCAGGUGCCAGAAGACAGGAACUGAGUUUGAAAAGUAGGAAAAAAUCAUAUAAAAACAACUUGGUUGCAGUAAAUAUGUGGAAAAUGUUGUAGAGGACUAUUUUAUUUAGAUCCAUGCAUUUAUGGCUGAUUGUUCUAUAAGUUUUUUCAACAUUAAGUGAGAAAUUGAAAGCCUGAACUUUCUGAGUAAUCACAAAAAUAACCUUCAAACAAAUGGUAACAUAUAAAUUACCAACAAAUGUAAUGAGUACACUUUGGUUUAAAUGCAUUGUACAUGCAUAUAAAUAUAGCUUAGAAUAUUUCAUGCCAUUUACAUUAUUUCUUCUCAUUUGCCAACUCUGUGACUGCAGUCAUCUUUCCUUUCCAUCAGCAAAUAAAAUAUCCUAAUGAGAGAAACUCACAGUUUUUAAAAUCUGGUUUAAAACUGCUGACAAAUGUUAAUUUUUGAUAUUAUGACACAGUUUCACUCAUAUGGUGUAAAUUUAAAUCUGUUGUGUUAUAAAAUCUAUUUAGCACCUCAAAUAAUGAAAGCAAAACCUAAAAGUUUACAGACAUGUACAAAAAAAGUUAACUUUGACAAAUAGAUUAGUUUAAUUUUAAUUUAAUCAUAAAUCACCUGGUUUUCACAAAAUUAGGCCACCUGUAAUUACGCUGUAUCACAGUUUACUCAUCUAAUCACACUUUAUUUUUUAGCUAUUAUUUACAACAAUUUGCAUGAAAUGUGUAAAGGGAAAGCCCAAGGCCAGUGAAAUGAAUUCUUAAUCAGAGCAAACGGUGGCAAAGCUAAAACACUGCUUUUCCUUAGCAGAACCUAUUAUUUUUUGUAUAUUUUAACAUAAAUUUCUCUUGUACAGAGUUUUGUGAUUUUAUGUCUGUCAAAAGCACUUUAUAAAUGAACUUUUAUUACUUACUAAAAACUUAAGUAACUAAUCUAAACUGAAGGAGAUGGAGCAUUCUUUGCCUGGUGAAGAAGCAAAAAAUAUGUUUGCAUCUUUAAAGUUGUAUAUAUUUUGUUGAGCAAACAAACUCUCCAAAACUGUUUUUGUGAUUUCAUGGCACGCUAACUACAUGGGAAAAAAUAUAAAAUGCAAAACACGUGGGCAGAGUAAAUGUAAUUGUGGAAGCAUGCUUCCUCUUUCUAUAUAAUACCAUGUGCAGAAAGCUUGUAUUUGACUAUCAAAUCUAGCUCACAUUUUCACUCGAAAAACAAAGCCAAAACAUUCUCCUCUCCUGGGAGGUAUUCAUGCCUGAAAGGAUUUAGGUCAAAACGUAUUUAUUUAUUCUGCUGUUGGGAAUCUCAGGGAUAGGUAUUGUAAAUAUCUUCUGCUGCAAAUGACAGAUAAAUGUUAUAUUUACCCAGAAUAAUAUGAAGUUGGACUAAUUUCACACUUUCAUCUGUAUUGUUAUUCUUUGUGCUUUCAAAUAUUUUUGCUAUUGGGAAUAAGGGCAUUGGUGUACCUAUUUUUUCUGUAAUAUGUCAAUAAGUAUGG